AUGGCGGCGGGGGGCGGCGAGGCGGGCUCGGCCGUGCUCGAGCUGCCCCGCGCGCCGCGCCUCGUGUGCGUGGAGCACCCGGGGCUCGUGCGCGACGUGGGCGCCGCGCUCCGCACGCUGGGAGGAGAGCAGGGCGUGUCGCGGAUCUACGCGGACCCCACGAAAAGGCUGGAGCUCUAUUUCCGCCCCCGCGAUCCCUACUGCCACCCUGUCUGCGCCAACCGCUUCCCCACCUCCUCCCUGCUGCUCCGGGUGACCAGGAGGACCAAGAGGCAGCAGCAGCAGGAUGCUGAAAAGCAGACGCAGCCAGAAGUCAAGUUUGAAAUGGAAAUUCUGGGGAUUGUCACAACUGUUUACAAAUUUCAAGGAAUGUCUGACUUCCAGUACCUGGCAGUGCAUUCUGGACCUGACGGCAAACAAAUCUCCAUGUAUGACAAAGUCCUAAUGCUGAAACCGGAGAAAGAAGAAUUUUUCAAUAGGGAGCUACCUCUCUACAUCCCCCCACCAAUUUUCUCCCGCCUGGACACUCCUGUUGACUAUUUUUAUCGGCCAGAUAUACAACACCGGGAUGGAUACAACAACCCUCAAGUAUCCGGUGAGAACCUGAUUGGCCUCAGCAGAGCCCGGCGCCCGCACAACGCGAUCUUUGUGAACUUUGAUGAUGAAGAAAUCCCAGCUAAACCACUGGAUGCUGCUGUACAGACCUGGAAGAAAGUGUGCACCAAUCCUGUGGAUAGAAAGGUGGAGGAAGAGCUGCGAAAGCUCUUUGAAGUUCGUCCUGUCUGGUCUCGGAAUGCAGUAAAGGCCAAUAUCAGUGUUCAUCCCGACAAGCUGAAACUUCUCUUGCCAUAUUUGGCCUAUUACAUGCUAACAGGUCCCUGGAGAAGCUUAUGGGUUAGGUUUGGGUAUGACCCCAGAAAACACCCUGAAGCAAAAAUUUAUCAAGUCCUGGAUUUCCGAAUUCGCUGUGGAAUGAAAUACGGUUAUGCCCCUAAUGAUAUGCCAGUGAAAGCAAAACGCAGCACAUACAACUACAGCCUGCCCAUCACUGUCAAAAAGCCAGUGAGUCACACAGUCAGUAUACAUGAUCUGAAACAAGGACUUGGUACUUCUGCAGCAUCCACUUCAAAAAAGCCUGCCUCCAGCAGGUACAAACUGAAGGAAUCUAUCUACAUUUUCCGAGAAGGAGCCUUACCACCUUAUCGGCAGAUGUUCUACCAGCUCUGUGACUUGAAUGUGGAAAGCUUACAGAAAAUCAUCCGUCGAAAUGAUGGUGCAGAGUCGGAAUGCACAGAGCGGGAUGGGUGGUGCCUCCCAAAGACGAGUGAUGAUCUGCGAGAUUCCAUGUCUCUGAUGAUAAAGCAGAUUAUCAGAUCCACAAGACCUGCUCUUUUCUCAAGUACAACAAGCAGUGAAGAUGGCAAAGAGCAGCUGACUUAUGAAUCUGGAGAGGAUGAGGAUGAUGAAGAGGAAGAGGAGGAGGACUUCAAGCCUUCUGAUGGGAGUGAAAAUGAAAUGGAAACAGAAAUUCUGGACUACGUAUGAAUACAGUGAGCGGUCUUGCCACAAUGGGAUAGACUCUUCUGCUUCUUUUCUCAAGUGCUGAGGGAUUAGCAGCCAUGCACUGGAUGUGGAAAAGCAAAAAUUGCACUAAGAUGCCAUCUACUCAUCUGAUCCUGAAUGUGGUGCCUGUUGAUGGCCAUCAUUCUGGAUGGUGCCUACAUUUUUUGUAAGUGCUGGCCAAAAACCCCUCAUAAAACCAACAGCAUGGGGAUACUGUUUUCUUGCCAGGCUCCAGCUGGCACUUACUGUUGCAGCUCUUGCUAAUUCAAGGGAGGUCAGUGGUCCUUCAUUUGCUCUGUUUCCCUGGCUGUUACGCAAUGGUGUUUUUAUUGUCCUCCUCAAAUAAACUGCAGCUUCAAUAUGCACUCAGAAGAAGGAUGAGCUGUUCUUGGGCAACUAUGGUGGCUGGGCUCCUCAGUUAGGACUCACUGUCACAUUUGCUUCUUUGUUCCAGUGUAUGAGAUUCAGCCAUUACCUCAACUGUAAUUAGGCAGCAUUCAGCUGAUUAAGCUUGGGAGACCACACAAUUCUUGGAUCUGUCAUCUGGGUCAACUGGUAAAAGUAUGAAUAAAAUUAACUCCUUGAGGAGAACUGUAGGAAUUAGUUCACUGCUGACACUUCAUCAAGAGGCUCUGA
Molecule: messenger RNA, 2199 nt
Organism: Nothoprocta perdicaria
Lineage: Eukaryota; Metazoa; Chordata; Aves; Tinamiformes; Tinamidae
Gene: GTF3C5
Product: general transcription factor IIIC subunit 5
Exons: 11
Coding region: 1-1545 (514 amino acids)
Biological process (GO): transcription initiation at RNA polymerase III promoter
Cellular component (GO): transcription factor TFIIIC complex
Source: RefSeq, a predicted model, not a curated record